Molecule: messenger RNA, 2004 nt
Organism: Chaetomium globosum CBS 148.51
Lineage: Eukaryota; Fungi; Ascomycota; Sordariomycetes; Sordariales; Chaetomiaceae
Exons: 2
Coding region: 1-2004 (667 amino acids)
Source: RefSeq, a predicted model, not a curated record
AUGACGCCCCCCGCUUCGCAGUGCCGCCGCGCCCUCCAACGCCAGAUAGUCCCUUCGAAGGACUCAAUAUGGAUUACGGAUGGCUUGCUCGCCAGCGCAUUUGAACGGUACUGCUGCGUGUCGAGGACUUGGAACAGAAAGGCUAGCAAUGUCCCGGGACCGCUGGAGAGCCAACGCCGACUCGGACGGCGGCGCAUGGGGGACGCCAGCACAUGGCAUUGUCCACCAACACCACCAUCCUGGGCGUUUCUGGCACCGUUAAACCUAACACAAUGGACCUGGAAACCGCCAUCAUUAGCUCCCACCCGAGAACGCAACCAACUGCGACACGACGACAACACCUCCACCGAGCCCAUACCGUUGUUACCCCGAUUGUUACGAGAGUCAGCGCCUCAAGGGGCUGAACGACCUCUCGCGGCUUCUACAAGUGCGGCAUUACAUGAUCCGAGUCUGUCACCCGUUGUCACAACGCCGUCUGACCCAUACGCAGCCCUCAUGGGUGGUUUCCGGUGGGCGGUUACCCAUGCCGACGAUGAGCGCCUCGCAUCCUACACCGGGAAGCUAUGCAGCAGGUUGAGGCACCUUAUUGUACUUGGAGAGAUCCCGCCCAAUGACGUUCUACCGCUGUCGAAAGAAGUAUGGGACAUGUUGGGCUUCCAGCCGACGAUACGCUCUGUAACCUUUUUCGUCAAGGUCAUGGCGUCGAUGCCUAUGACGCACCGACCCGACGUUUAUGACGGCGUUCUCUCCGUCCUUGGCUGUUUUUUUUCGACCUGGAAUUACUCGCGAGUAACGGUCGGGGGAUCCGAGACCAGGCGGCUGAUGGACAUCGCCAUCUUGGGAGAGCUGUACGAGAAACAGCAAAAGCUCUCGGCUUUACCUGCCUGUCUACGACAGGCCAAGGCGAUUUCAGGCACCCUGCAGGGCACUACCCCGGAAGAGACGAAGCAGUUACUCGCGGCCGCCCACCGCCUGGUCUUCGCGGCAACAGGCGCCUGGCAAACAGGUCGACACAACUUGCGAUACAGUUGGCUUUAUAUGCUCGCCCAAAAUUCCCACGUCAACGAAGACUUCAUCUUCGAUGCUGCCGCCUCUCUAUCCCACUCGUCAUUGAACAUACAGCCUUUGUCGAUAGUAGAGGUGUCGUCGCUGCUACUAACGCAAUGGGCGAGCCGAGGAUACCUCAAGGCCCCCAAGGACGUUUAUCGAGCUUAUAGGCGGCAUCGUGGAAAACGCGACGAAGCGGCGCUCGCGGCGCUUUUCCUCGGAGUAUUUUCCCGCGGGAAAGGAGAGACUAGGAAGGGUCUAUACCGGAGCGCAUGGAAACUAUUGACCAAGCUACAACAGACGGAUUACGUGAUGCGAUCGUUGCUGUUUGACACGCUCACUGGGAAACUGCCCGUGCGCAUGCUCGAAGACCUCGCGUAUACAUCCAACGACCACCUUACGGCAAUCCACCUCCGCGAUUUGUGGUCGCAAGAAGUCAGGACCAAAGACCAACCGCAGUGGUUUCCGGGCGCUUUCGACAAGUACGCUGAAAACAUUGUCCGCGACCCGAAAAUCCCGCCGAAAGAAAUAUGGCGCGUCUUGGACAUCGGCAAGCUGGAACAGCAGGGGACGACAUUUAAGAGCAAGAUCCAACGCCACCGCGGUGCGUUCGGGAGACGCCGGGCGGCGGUCGUGGAAAAGGUGGCCAAGGCGUUUAUGGAAGCGCCCCAUCUCUCGAGCCGCGCGACCCUCCGCCACGUAUCGCGGUCGUUUGCGUUCCUCAAGGUAAUCAGGGGCAAGGUCCCGGACUUCAUCAUCCAAGACAUGUAUCGCAUUGUCACCAAGGACCUGUGGGAGGAGAAGCCCGGGAGGACAAAGCGGCUGCUGUGGUUUCUGAGAAUUGUUGAGAGAAGGCACGGCCUCGAGAUGGCCUGGUCGUGCCGUCUUGCGCUGAGGCGCUGGAGGGCCAGGUUGCUGCAGAAUUGGAUCAGCAAGGGCGGGGGCAGGCAGUUUUGA